AUGCCCUCCUCCCCACCACGCAUUGCCAUCAUUGGCGCCGGUCCCGCCGGCCUCUCUUUGGCCAAGCUGCUCACCCUGCCCUCCUCUCCGCGCGUCAAGGUGACCGUCUAUGAGCUGGACGCCUUCCCAACCUCGCGAACCGAACAAGGCGGCACACUGGACCUGCACGCCGACUCUGGCCUUGCUGCGAUCCGAAAAGACACGACGCUCUUCUACGAGGGCGCAUCGUCACCGCCAAAGAGCAAGGAAGAGCAGGACAGCGUCUUUAGUAGGCCUGAAAUAGACCGAAAGAAGCUCAAGGAGAUCCUGCUGGACAGCGUGCCGAGCGACAUGAUCAAGUGGUGCUUCCAUCUGCGCGAGGUCAUGGCAGACGGCAUGCUCCGCUUCGACGACAGGGAACACCUCGAGGGCCCGUUUGACUUGGUCGUGGGUGCUGACGGUGCCUGGAGCAAAGUGCGGGCGAAACUGAGCGACGUGGGACCGGUCUACUCGGGAGUGAGUGGGUACGAAAUGGAGAUCAAGAGCCCGUCAUCAUCGUGCCCGCACGUCGACAAGAUGGUCGGAAAGGGAAUGUACAUUGGACUCUCGGACGGCAAGUUUAUGAGUGCACAGCGGCAGGGCAACGACAGCCUCCGGGUGCGCAGCUGGCAGAUGCUUCCUUACGGCGAGACGGAAAGGGCGCUCAAGAGGGACGGAAAACAGGGCACAAAGGACAAGAUAUUGCAGGUGUACGCGGACUGGGACCCGCGAAUGACCGAGGUGCUCCGGCAGGCAGACGCAGAGACAAUGACGCAGUGGACAUUGCAUGAGCUGCCCGUGGGGACCAGGUGGGACCAUCAACAAGGCUUCACACUCAUUGGCGACGCUUCCAGUCUCAUGACGCCGUUCAGUGGAGAGGGCGUCAACAAGGCGAUGCGGGAUGCGCUCGACUUGGCAGCGUGCAUCGCAAGGAGUCGGGAUGGAACGGGGGAGCUCGCUUUGGAUGGAGCCGUGUCAAGGUAUGAAGCGGAGAUGUUUCCUCGCGCAGAACAGCACCAGAUUGAGACGGCGCGCAACAAAAGGAUGUUCUUUGGGCCGGCAGGAGCAGCAGGCUUCAUGGUCGGCAUACUGGGACACGUCACAAGAGAGAGCUCAUGGCGGCUGGGCCAUGCGCAGGUACUGGAGGCGGACAGUAUUGCUGCCAUGAACUACCUCGCCGCGCCCUUCAACUUUGUGGCCAAAAAUUUCAGUGUUCCUGCCUCGCACCUCUCUCUCCCCCGCGACUCGCUCUUCAGCCUGGCCGAUGUGCCCAGCCUGGCUGGCAAGGUCGCCCUCGUGACGGGAGGCAGUGAGGGAAUCGGACUGGCGUGCGUCAAGUGCUUGAUUGACCACGACAUUGAGAAGCUGUUUGUGCUUAGCCACCGACGCGGCGUGUUUGAAGAGGGUCUAGCGAGCAUCAAUGAGGCAAAGAGGAAGUUUAUCAAGUUGUGGCAGACGCUCAAGUGGGCAUCUGACCAAGGUCUGGGGACUUCCGGGCGCGCUGCGCUCUACUUUACGCCGUAA
Ceraceosorus guamensis is the source of this 1542-nucleotide messenger RNA. RefSeq names its product FAD/NAD(P)-binding domain-containing protein. The record is from RefSeq and is a predicted model, not a curated record. Lineage: Eukaryota; Fungi; Basidiomycota; Exobasidiomycetes; Ceraceosorales; Ceraceosoraceae. The transcript is spliced from 5 exons. The coding region runs from base 1 to 1542 and encodes 513 amino acids. Gene Ontology annotation, molecular function: FAD binding.